Diachasmimorpha longicaudata is the source of this 2776-nucleotide messenger RNA. RefSeq names its product esterase E4-like. Lineage: Eukaryota; Metazoa; Arthropoda; Insecta; Hymenoptera; Braconidae. The transcript has 8 exons. The coding region runs from base 37 to 1746 and encodes 569 amino acids. The record is from RefSeq and is a predicted model, not a curated record.
CCAGUAUCACAAAUAACUUCACUUGUGGCCUUUCGCAUGAUACAGUCCUCUCUAUCGGCGAAUAUGAAGAAGAUUUUCCUCCUUCUUUGUUUCGUCUCUCUGAGCGUUGUUUACGCUAGUGGAGACGAUAAAGAUGAGACGGUUGAGGUGGAGUUGUCAUUGGGUAAAAUCAAAGGUUCGAUCAUCAACUCGAGAUUGAAGAGGAAAAUAUAUUCGUUCCGUGGGGUGCGGUUUGCGGAGCCGCCGACCGGUGAAUUACGAUUCCAACCACCGGUUUGUGUGAAACCUUGGAACCAAACAUUCGAUGCGUCGAAAGAAGGUCCAGGAUGUCCGCAACCAGGUUUAGACUUGCAAUCGGAAGAUUGUUUGCGGCUCAACGUCUACACAACGAAGUUCCCGUCGAAAAAUGAACCAGUGAAGAGACCUGUUAUUGUCUUUUUCCACCCUGGUGGCUUCUACAGUUGGUCUGGACAGACUUACUACGCUGGUCCGCAUUAUAUCAUGGACCAAGAUAUCGUCUUAGUGACUGUCAACUACCGGCUGGCCUCCCUAGGAUUUUUGAGUACUGGAGAUGCAUUGGCACCUGGCAACAAUGGCCUGAAGGAUCAAGUGGUGGCACUCCGUUGGAUCCAGACGCACAUUGCGAAAUUCGGAGGUGAUCCAGAUUCUGUUACAAUAGCCGGAUGCAGCGCAGGUUCGUGGAGUAAUUCAGUACAUCUUGUCUCACCAAUGAGCAGAGGCUUGUUUCACCGUGUAAUUGGUGUAAGUGGAGCUGCUACAUUCCAAAGUCUAUUGCCCCAUCAUCUGAAGGACCUGGCGAAGAGACAAGCGGAAAUCCUCGGAUGUCCCAGUGAUACCACCGAAAAAAUACUCACUUGUUUGAAGACUAAGUCCGCGGAAGAAUUGGGAAAUUCACUUCCUCAAUUUGCGGAGUGGCAGGGAGAUCCAGUUUUACAGUGGAGACCCGUCAUCGAACCGGAGGUGCCUGGGGUGGAAAGAUUUCUUUCUGCUCAACCAUCCGAUCUCAUCAGACAAGGAAAACUCUAUCAUGUACCUGUGAUGACAGGCAUCACUAAAGAUGAAUUUGGUGGAGUCCUUACCAUUCCCAUCAGAGAGGCCCAGAACGGUAAUAACGCGAUAUUCGAUGAUAUAAAUGCCAAUUACACGAGAAUCUUUCCAAUAAGUUUCUUCUACGAACGGGGAACCGAGAGAUCAGUCGCCAUCACCGAGAGUCUGAGGAAGUUCUACCUCCAGGAAAAACCCGUUGGCGUCAAUAACUACCAAGGACUGGCCGAUCUUUACGCAGAUGCUCUAGUGGGAUUCCCCAAUCAUCGCUUCGUGAAUCUCAUGGGGGCACAUUCAAGAGCACCAGUUUGGUAUUGGAAAUUCUCUUAUCAGGGACGGUUUACUACUGCAAGAUGGCCGGAUGGUAAACCAUACGGUGUUGUACAUCAAGACGACCUGAUGUAUCUCUUCUACCAGAGCAAAGUCUUUCCAUACUUCGAAGACAACGCACCAGAGAAUGUGAUGGUGGAAAAGAUGACCGCGAUAUGGGCACACUUUGCUAAAACCGGUGAACCAAUACCAAAAGAUAAUCCCCUAUUCAAAGAUGUUCAUUGGACGAAAUUCACGCCGGAGAAUCAGGCUUACUUGGAUAUCGAUAAUAAACUCGAGAUGAAAAGUGGACUUUAUAUCGAUAGGAUGAGAGAGUGGGAAAAACUGUUUCCCUUGAGGCCAUUGCCCUAGUCAGUUGGCGUAUGAUCCAAACUGACUAGGUCGCCAUGAAAAACUUGGUUGUCCAACUAUUUGUCCAAUCAAUUAUUUGUAUUAAUCAGUUAUCAGAGACUAAUAAAGGAUUACGAUGGAAUUCCCCUCCAAAUUCGAUGAAACUUAAAUAUGUCAUAUGGGACCCAAAACAAGUUUGAAAUUUUACGGUUCACGACAAAUAUAUUUUAUUCACAAUAAAUUUGUAAUUUUGAUGGAAGAAAAACAAAGCAGGUAUUUUGUUCCGUAUUAAAAACAUAUGCUUGGAAUUGCGGGGAGUCGAGAGUCUCAGGCGCGAAACUUUUUAAGGGGUUACUCUCAUGUGAACGCAUACAUUUUACCACUUUUUAGGAUUUUUUUUUUAUGCGACAACAAAAUUCAAUCAUUUUAAUUUUUUAAUAUAUUUUUAUUUGUAUUUUGAAAUGUACAAAAAAAUUUUUUUUUCAUUUUUUACAUUUUUAACAUGUAUUUUUUUAAAGUCAAAGUAGGCCCUAACAAAAAAGGAAGUUCACUGGUCAUGGUGAUAGCGGCUGUUCAUGUUGUCUGAGAUAAAAAAAUCGAAUGGAUUAUUAUUCAGUAGAUCUGCGGCUAUCGUCCCUAAUAUAAUCAACUAAUAUAUAAUAUAUUUAUCGUCCCUAAUAUAUUUAUCAACAAGACGGGAAGUUUAUAUAGCGUUCCACAUUUCUUGUGAUCUCAAAGGAGUCGUUGGAGAGGAUUUGGAUGAGGUAGGAAGAGGAACAGGAUAAUUCUCCAUAUAAUUUUUGCAAGAAAAAUAUAAUCCAAAUAUAAUCAAUUUCAUAAAAAAAAAAAAAAUAUCGAACUAAAAAAAAAACAUCACGAAAAUCUUGUUCUUUUUCGUUAAAAAUCGUUUAAAAAAAAUAUGAAAAUAUUUUCGAAAAUAAACAAUUCUACUCCAACUACAAUACUCCAGUCCGCAGUUGUAACUGGGUCGCCCUAUACAUUCGCUCUUCACCUGGAAAACCUUUUCAACAAUAAAAAUUAUAAAUCAGAA